Molecule: messenger RNA, 1245 nt
Organism: Bolinopsis microptera
Lineage: Eukaryota; Metazoa; Ctenophora; Tentaculata; Lobata; Bolinopsidae
Product: protein MON2 homolog
Exons: 9
Coding region: 1-1245 (414 amino acids)
Source: RefSeq, a predicted model, not a curated record
AUGGCGUAUUAUAUCCACCAGCGGGCUCUUUUUGCUACGGCAAGAAGAGUAGGAGAUCUGUGUAUAGACGUGAGACCACCUGUUCGGAAGAGUGCGGGACAGACACUGUUCUCAACCCUCAGUGCUCACGGUGAUCUCCUCAAGCCCCAGACCUGGAACAUUGUCCUCUGGAAGGUGUUAUUCCCGCUGCUGGAAGAGGUGAAAUGUCUCUCCUCCACCGCUCCUGAUGAGUCCCUCGAGAGAGCAGAGUCCAGUACACCUAUCUUAGUACAUCACACCCGGAACACAGCGUGUAAACAGUGGGCAGAGACUCAAGUUGGGGCCAUCUCCGGCGUUGCCAGGGUCUUUCAGACAUGGCGAGGUAUCCUGUUCAAGCUAGACAAUUUCUUCGGAGCAUGGGAGUUACUAUUGAGGCACAUCGAGAGUGGAGCUCUUCAUCCGACUAGUGAGGUCUCAACCGCUGCCCUAACUAGCUUCCACGAACUACUCAAGGAUAAUGGGACCCAGGAGGGAGCGUCAGAAUUAUGGGACGUAGCCUGGCACACGUGGCACACAAUAGGGCACCGUAUCACCCACCCCUACCUCUCCUACCCGGUAGAGGGUACUGAUGAUCUUCCUGCUCAGAACUUCCUUACCAGUCUCAUGAGGAUAUUCACUCUUAUCUACCCCAGAGUCGCCAGCAGAUUCACCCGGGAGGAUAUGAUGAACUUUUCAAAAGUAGUGAGAGGAGUUGCUGCUGUCCCGAUAGGACCAGACCUACCGUUCGUUCUAAGUGCUCAGGAUAGCAACCUUACUCCACUUCAAUCCUCUAUCCUCAUCGCUCUUGAAUGUGUGGACCAGUGCCCGGACACUGAGAUGUCCCUGGCUGCCCACGUUGUAAUGGAGUACCUGGUUCUAGGUACUCUCUCCUACCUCCCUCCCCCCGUCCUCGGUACUCCUGCUCUCGACUUACUUGGUAAGAUUCUAUCACCUCGAUCACCUCGCCCAACUUUAGACUACAGAUUAUCACCCCGAUCCAACACUACACCUCAACGUUCUGCACCUAACCUCACGCCACACCAGGCCUGCAAUACCCCCCCUCCUGCACCCAGUUUGUCGUCUGAAGUGUCCCCGAUUAACCCCGUCCCAUCACUUUCUCUGCCACUGCACAGAUUAUCACCUUCUCACCAUUUAUCACCUUCUCAACUACCAUCACCUUCAAAUGGCAUAUCAGGAUAUAAUACAGCUCCAGUACGGUGCCUUUAA